CCGGCCCGCGCGGCUUGAGCUCUGGCUCCAGCGCUGUGGGACUGCGGCGCGCGCGAGGCUGCUCUGCUUUCCCGGCUCCCAGCGCUGGCCGUCAGCAUGGACGCUCGCCGCGUGCGGCAGAAGGAUGGCAGAGUAAAGAAGAACUUCAAGAAAUUCAGAUAUGUGAAGUUGAUUUCCAUGGAAACCUCGUCAUCUUCUGAUGACAGUUGUGACAGCUUUGCUUCUGAUAAUUUUGCAAACACAAAACCUAAAUUCAGGUCAGAUAUCAGUGAAGAACUGGCAAAUGUUUUUUAUGAGGACUCUGAUAAUGAAUCUUUCUGCGGCUUUUCAGAAAGUGAGGUGCAAGAUGUGUUAGACCAUUGUGGAUUUUUACAGAAACCAAGGCCAGAUGUCACUAACGAACUGGCCAGUAUUUUUCAUGCCGACUCUGAUGAUGAAUCAUUUUGCGGUUUCUCAGAGAGUGAGAUACAGGAUGGAAUGAGGCUGCAGGCAGACCGUGCCGGCUGUCGGACCCGCAGUCAGUGCAGACGUUCCGGACCCCUCCGAGUGGCCAUGAAGUUUCCCACUCGAAACUCCAGGCGAGCAGCCCCCAAGAGAGCAGCGCCCCCUGAACCCUCAGAGAACUCUGUGACCGAUUCCAAUACUGAUUCAGAAGAUGAAAAUGGCAUGAAUUUUUUGGAGAAAAGGGCUUUAAAUAUAAAGCAAAACAAAGCAAUGCUUGCAAAACUCAUGUCAGAAUUAGAAAGCUUUCCUGGCUCCUUCCCUGGAAGACGUUCCCUGCCAGGCCCCAGUUCACGUCCAAAGACACCCCGAAGGCGCACGUUCCCAGGUGUUGCCUGCCGCAGGAACCCCGAGCGGAAGGCGCGUCCUCUCACCAGGUCAAGGUCCCGGGUCCUUGGGUCGCUUGGCGCCCUGCCCACUGAGGAGGAGGAAGAGGAGGAGGAGGAGGAUAAGUACAUGUUGGUGAGAAAGAGGAAGCCCACGGACGGCUACCUGAACGAAGAUGACAUGCCUCGAAGUCGUCGCCCUGGAUCCAUGACCCUCCCCCAUAUAAUCCGCCCAGUGGAAGAAAUCACAGAGGAGGAGUUGGAGAACAUCUGUAGCAACUCUCGAGAGAAGAUCUACAACCGUUCGUUGGGAUCAACUUGUCACCAGUGCCGCCAGAAAACUAUUGAUACCAAGACAAACUGCAGAAACCCAGAGUGCUGGGGGGUUCGAGGCCAGUUCUGCGGACCCUGCCUGCGAAACCGUUAUGGUGAAGAAGUCAGGGAUGCUCUAUUAGACCCAAAUUGGCACUGCCCACCGUGUCGUAGGAUUUGCAACUGCAGCUUCUGUCGGCAGCGAGACGGGCGGUGUGCGACUGGGGUACUCGUGUACUUAGCCAAGUACCAUGGCUUUGGUAAUGUGCACGCUUACUUGAAAAGUCUAAAACAGGAGUUUGAAAUGCAAGCAUAAUAUUUGGAAGAUCCACUACCUGCCUUCCACUUGGCAAAUCUUCUUUGUUAAAGUGUUCAAUUUUGUCAUGUGAUUGAAACUCAAGAUAAGAAUUUGGAUGAUCAGUCUGUCUUAUAGGCAAAUCAAGUCAAUCUCAUUAGACAUGCUCACAUGUCGGUAACACGGAGGUAUAGCGCCUGCCUGCCGUACUCUACCCUCCUGCAGCUCCUUCUUUGCUCCCCCCAUGCCUCCUCCCCCCUCCCCCACCAAGCCCCCUCUUAUUUCCACUGAUUCUCUUCCAUCAUUUAGUUUCCGUAUUCUUUUGAAAUGACAAUUUUAUGAAAGCAUGUCUGAUGCGACUGGUGUUGAACCCUGGACCCCACCCAUAAAACCAAGCACUUAGAAGCACAGUAGCGGUGUUAACUAGCUGAAUCUACUGAAUUCCAGAGACUAGCCCUCUGAUUUUCUUACAUGAAAACAAUGGGUCUGAUUUAGUGUUCAUACUAGUUGACUUUUUUUUUUUACAGAAUCGAGGCAUGCGUUAGGUUAGCUGUUGGCAAGUGGUGUACAUGACUUGAAGGCCUCUCAUGAGAAUAUUCCACACAGUGUGGUUAUCAUUCCAGUUGUCCCCCCGUUGAGACUCAGUUGCUGCUGAUUUCUCCUACUAUGUGCAUCUGGCCCACAGGUCAGGACCCAAAGGUUCCUGGGCAGCGCUAUGCUUGGAAUCAUUGUGGAAAAGCCAUCCUGGGGAUGCGGGACAGUGAGGCUUUGGGACCAGACCAAUUUGAAUUCAUGGGAUAAAACUUCAGACAAUCAAGUUUCUUUCAGUUCAUAGCAGAAGGUAUUUCAAAUAAAUUUUUUUUUUUUUUUUUGGUCUUCUGUCUUUUUAGGGUCACACCCGAGGCAUAUGG
Phacochoerus africanus (Common warthog) is the source of this 2345-nucleotide messenger RNA. RefSeq names its product cell division cycle associated 7 (gene CDCA7). The record is from RefSeq and is a predicted model, not a curated record. Gene Ontology annotation, cellular component: nucleus. NCBI's taxonomy places the organism in Eukaryota, Metazoa, Chordata, Mammalia, Artiodactyla, Suidae. Gene Ontology annotation, biological process: regulation of DNA-templated transcription. The transcript has 10 exons. The coding region runs from base 97 to 1455 and encodes 452 amino acids.